Messenger RNA from Balaenoptera musculus (blue whale), 1333 nucleotides. RefSeq names its product annexin A1 (gene ANXA1). Gene Ontology annotation, biological process: hepatocyte differentiation; regulation of interleukin-1 production; prolactin secretion. Lineage: Eukaryota; Metazoa; Chordata; Mammalia; Artiodactyla; Balaenopteridae. The record is from RefSeq and is a predicted model, not a curated record. Gene Ontology annotation, molecular function: cadherin binding involved in cell-cell adhesion; calcium ion binding; phospholipase A2 inhibitor activity. Gene Ontology annotation, cellular component: plasma membrane; cytoplasm.
AUGGCAAUGGUAACUGAAUUCCUCAAGCAGGCCUGGUUUAUUGACAAUGAAGAGCAGGAAUACAUUAAAGCUGUGAAAGGAUCCAAAGGUGGUCCUGGGUCAUCAGUGAGCCCCUGUCCUAGCUUUGAUCCAUGCUCAGAUGUCGAGGCCUUGCAUAAAGCAAUCACAGCUAAAGGUGUGGAUGAAGCAACCAUCAUUGAAAUUCUAACUAAGAGAAACAAUGCCCAGCGUCAGCAGAUCAAAGCAGCCUAUCUCCAGGAAAAAGGAAAGCCCCUGGAUGAAGCUCUGAAGAAAGCCCUCACAGGUCACCUUGAGGAAGUUGCUUUGGCUCUGUUUAAACUCCAGCCCGGUUUUGAUGCUGAUGAGCUCCGUGAUGCCAUGAAGGCCCUUGGAACUGACGAAGACACUCUGAAUGAAAUUUUGGCAUCAAAGACUAACACAGAAAUCAGAGAAAUUAACAGAGUCUAUAGAGAAGAACUGAAGAGAGAUCUGGCUAAAGACAUCAUCUCAGACACAUCUGGAGAUUAUAAGACGGCUUUGCUUUCUCUUGCUAAGGGUGACCGAUGUGAGGAGCUUGCCGUAAAGGACGACUUGGUUGAUACGGAUGCCAGGGCCUUAUAUGAAGCAGGAGAAAGAAGAAAAGGGACAGAUGUUAAUGUGUUUAUCAACAUUCUUACCACCAGAAGCUAUCCCCAUCUUUGCAGAGUGUUUCAGAAGUACUGCAAGUACAGCAAGCAUGACAUGAGCAAAGUUCUGGACCUGGAGUUGAAAGGUGACAUCGAGAAAUGCCUCACAGUUAUUGUGAAGUGUGUCACAAGCAAAUCAAUUUUCUUUGCUGAGAAGCUUCAUCAGGCCAUGAAGGGUAUUGGAACUUGUCACAAGACACUGAUCAGGAUUAUGGUUUCCCGUUCUGAAAUCGACAUGAAUGACAUCAAAGCAUGCUAUCAGAAGUUGUAUGGCAUCUCUCUCUGCCAAGCCAUCCUGGAUAAAACCAAGGGAGAUUAUGAAAAAAUCCUGGUGUCUCUCUGUGGAGGAGACUAAACAUUCCUAUGAUGGUCUCAAGCUUUUUGAUCAGAAGACUUAUUAACUAUAUCUUUCCAUUCCAUAUCAUAGAUUUAAAUAGGAAAGUUUCUUCAACAGGAAUAUAGUCUAGUAACUCCUUCCUGAAAAGUAUAGCCUAUAAAUCAUUUUUUAUUCAACUCUAUAUAAUAGAGAUAAGUUUUUUAAAAAUAUAUUUACUCCAAAUUAUAAAGCCCCAUAAAGAGGUUGUUCUAGUUACAUUGCUUGAGAAAGAUGUUUAUGUCACAGAAAAUAAAAUGAUUUUACAGGGCAA